Molecule: messenger RNA, 847 nt
Organism: Lytechinus pictus (painted urchin)
Lineage: Eukaryota; Metazoa; Echinodermata; Echinoidea; Temnopleuroida; Toxopneustidae
Exons: 3
Coding region: 35-802 (255 amino acids)
Source: RefSeq, a predicted model, not a curated record
ACAAACUUCCAACCAAAAUAAUGAGCUAUCUGACAUGUCUGACAUAGAUGAGGAACAACAAUCAGGCGAUGAAUUCGAUAGUCAUGAAAUCAGCCGGCAGGAUGUGCCAACCACACCUCCAUCUCAUGACGAUACCGUUGUUAAGAAAGAACUUCGGAGAUUUAUGGAAGACUUUGGUGCUUUCGAUCGCGUACAUGCUUACUGGAAUCAUGAACGCUAUGAAGACGAAAAUAACCGCUCCCCGAACCGGGAAAACAACAUCAUCGCCAUGACCGUAGAAAAUAGAGACCGUCAGCCAAAGAAGAUAGAAAGACUUCAUAUGAAAGACAGAAUCACCUUGGCAACGUGUCAUCUGGGGACAAUCAAGAUGGAGAUCAAGAAGGAGGAAGACCGAUUACUAAAACUCGUCCAGGAAUUAGGAGAUGCCAGGCUGGAGAGCGAAAAAUCAAAACGGGAACUACUUAAGGAAGAGGAACUUUACAGACAACUCCUUCUCGACUACCACACGGCACAGGAAGUCACCAAAGCUCUAGAUGUACGAAGUCGGGCAGUGGAGAUCGAGCUCCUCGUAUUGAGACGUCGGAAAUGGAAGACCGACAUGAUGCUGGAUGCGGCCACAGCCGAGGUCAGCCUGCUCGAUCACCGCCUCAAGAAAGAACAAACGCCACAGGAAGAGCAAAAAGAAAGGAGGCUUGGCUCCAAGCGACGUCGUUUUGAACAAACGACCAUCAAGGUCAACGCACUCGCAGCCCUCAUCAUCCUCCAGAUCAUCCUCCUCGUCAUUGCAUUGUGGCACCUGUGAUGGCCCUCGAAAAUUGCAGUAACUGGGUUCACUGGCAGCUUUCCA